UUUGCUUUUUUUUUUCUUAGUUUGUCUCACAUUUCUUUCUAUUUCAUUCCUGACUCGCCUUGUUCUUUCUCUUAUUACUCUUCCUUUUUUUGGACAUCACUCAUUAACUCUCCCAUUGGAUCUUCCCCUUUUUGUAUUCUUUCUUAGUUUUCCCGUGUUCAUCCAUUCACUCGAUUUGAUCCCUUGUUCUUCCCCCCUUCUUCCAUUCAGUGGAUUAUCAUUCUUCUUCCUUCUUUCUCUCCUUCUCUCAAUUGCACAUAUACGCCUUAUAACAUACUUGUACCGACAGAUUCACUCACUCCUGUCUUUCAAUACCACUUCCACAUUCCGAUCUGACUUCUGUAUUCUAACAUCAACGGCACGAUAGAAACAAAGGAUAACGAUACCGUCCUUUGAUCGAGGACCUAACAACAACAGCAAUAAUUAUAAUAAACAUAAUAAUUCGACUGCUUCAUCGUUAUACCUAAAUGACCUAUCAGAGCCAAUCAUACCUUCAGAAGCAGCAACAACAGCUGCAGCAUGAGAAGUUACAACAGCACUACCUACAGCAACAGUUGCAACAGUCCACAAUAACUACCCCUUCCUCAACCACACCACUCUCCACAUCUAGCUCCAUUCCAUUCUCCAGUAGAUUCGAUACCCUCCCCUUACAGACUACCAAUUCCUCGUCAGUAUCAACUUUUUUAGACUCCGAUACAUUGUAUUCUCAUUAUUCUAAUAACAAUGACAAUGGCAGUGGCAGUGGCAGUGGCAAUGGCAACAACAGUAUUUGGGGUGGAUCUAACAUAAGCAAUAAUUAUAAAGACAGUAAUAGCACUGGCAAUAGCAAUAGCAGUAGCAGUAGCAGACUACCCUUUAUGAAGAACCACAACAAUCACAACCACAAGUACUCCCAUCAUCAUCAUCAUCAUCAUCAUCAUCACAGCAACAAUAGUGGUAAUGGGCACAGCAGUAUGCCUAGUUUCAAACUUCACAGCAAACAUGGUAGCCAGGGUAAAGACGAUUUGCAGGUCCAACAACUCCAGCAGCAAAAGAAUAAAAGCUUUGACAGGCCAUCAAUUCAACAAACAAUCUCCUCGAUUCCUUCGAUGCUCCAACAAGACAAUGGUUCCCUCAUGAACCAAGACAAUGUCCUUGGAGAGCACGUUAUGCUACAAGACUGGUUACAGAAGAGGUCAAACUCAUUACAAUUGGUUUGGAAGAGACGAUGGUGUGUGUUACGUGAUGACCAGUUGUUUUAUUAUCGAUCCAAUACGGAUUCCAAACCGAUAGGGAUAAUACAUCUGGCAGUGUACUCGACCCUGACUUCAGGUCCUGACAUCUCCCGCAAGUCCAAAUACGCAUUUCGACUCUCAACUCCAGAACCUAUCCCACACCAGCCUCAGAGUCAUGUCUUUUACACAGAAUCAGCUCAGUCGCUUGAGAACUGGACCUAUGCGCUCCAAGCACACAUUGACCACGCUUUGGCCGCAUGGGAAUCUAUAGCUGCUGCUUCUGAAGAAUUAAGACUGCAGCUACGUCAAGGUUUUGAUAUUAGUAGUGGUGGCCUGCUACCAAAUAGAUCAUCAGAAAUGGAGACAGAACAAAAUAUCAUCGAUAAGGUCCUGGACCGAUUGCAGCUGGAGGAUUCUGCUAACACAGGCACCCCAAGUACUUCUAGUACUUCCAACACUGAUAGCAAUAUAGCAACACCAACAGCAACAGUUGAGCAGUCAGAUGGUUUGAAUAAUGGUUCUACCACACCCAUUAACACCAUGCCACCGUCUCAACAACAGUCCUCAAGGACUUCAUAUUCCAAUCCCCCACACCUAUCUAGUUUCCCUCAAUCGAAUGAGAGCAACGACACAUGGUCCUCGACUUCCUCCAUCCCCAAUAGCAGUGCCAACACAAGCUCAAAUCUGGAGUAUGUAUCUACAUCGAAUCAACAUCACUCAAACAACCAUCAACUGGGCAGGACAAGUUUAGAUUCACUACAACAACACCAACAGCAGCAGAGCCCUUGCCUCCAACAAAGCCCAAAAGGAACUAAAGCUAGUAGCGUCAAAUCGUUUAGUCGACAGUCGGAUCAUACAAGAAGUUGCAGCAGCAGUAGUAGCGCGGGAUGCACACCCGAGCUCAACUUUGGUGACUUGUCAGAGAUGAACCGAUCAUCGUUGGAUUACCAAGGGCAGGGACGAACAAGUUUAUCACAGACUCGCACAGGUCAUCAUUCUGCAUCCUCAUCCUUGAGCAGUCUUAUUAACCAGCACCUACAGAGUCCACGAGUGUAUCCUGUCCGGUCAAGCAUCCAUUCUAGCGUCUCUAUAGACAACAGCGCACCUUCUGCAGUGGUCAGUGCAGCCGGUUCCCCUUAUGCCUCACCAAUUCUGACAUUUCAGCCCUAUAACAUAUUCAGUGGCAGCAACCAUAGUGCUCCCUCUCCUAGACCGUUCUACAAACUUCUCGGGAAUAGUUCUCCUUCGAAGGGGUCUGAAAGUUUUGAAUCAUCUACUUCUAUUUCCACCAUUGGCUCAGCGCUGGAUAUAUCGCCAACUGAUGACCCGACGUUGGAGAGCGAGCUCAACACAACAACUGCGGCUGACCCUGUUCAAGGGGAUAGGUCCAUAAAUAACACCAGUAAGCCUGGUGCAAAAUUUUUAGAGUUAGUGAAUGGAGGUAGGCGCCGAAAGGACAAGGAGAGGGAAAAGAAGAAGGAUCGAAAGGCGUACAGCGGAAGUGGCGGCAACAGAAGCAGUCCAGCUCUCAAAUUAUUCGGUUCGGGAUUGUGUAUGUUCAGUGGAUGUACACAGCCGGCGAAGACAUGUCCAUUUCACAAUAAAAAGUAUCGUUUGGAUCAAGUUAAAAAACCCAAUGAUCAGGAUAAGGAAAUGGAAAAGCGAAAAAGUAAGGACAAGGAAAGGGAUAAUGGCCCGGAACAAGAUUUUGAAGCGAACAGUAGAUCAAUCAGAGCUCCUAAAAAGUUCUGGAAUGGAUCAGACAAGAGCUCUAGCUAUGGAAAUGUCCCUGCUUUCAGAGGCCCAUUGUUCAGUGGCGAUGCACUGUCCCCACCUUCUCGACCAGGAAGUCGAGGACUCUCUUCCAAGUCCAUGACUUCCUUGUCAAGAGAUGCAGAGCUUGACUUGGAUGUCAACCUGGCAUCAAUCCCGCCCAACCGUCUCCCCAUACUUCUCUCACUUCACGAUAGGAAAAGAUCCCCAUCGGUGUCGGUUGUAGAUGACGCUUUAGCAGCUACACAGCAGCAACAACAGCAACAGCAACAGCAACAGCAGAGACAGGCACGUAAUUCUGAACCAAAUGUAGAACCAUCAGCUAUUAUCAAAACCACUCAAACACAAACACCACUUACAUCUACCGCAGAUUCUUCCCAGCCGCUUGCUCCACCUCUACUGCGCGCCACUUCUGCAGCUUCGAGCCAUCAUUCUCAAGGCAAGGACUCUUUGAGCCUAAGCCAUAAGAUGGGUUUACAAAUUGGAGGUGAUUUUGGAGCGCUGGAUAAGAAUGGAUCGGCGGGAGCAACCCUUGAUGGCAAUUUUUUUGUAGCCAAUCAUCAUCGUACUAUGCAGAAGUUACAGGCUAUGCAACCCCCCCGGAAGGCUCUACCUCCUCCUUCUUCUUCAGGAAAAGCUCCGCCUCAGUCUCAGCAGCCUCAUUCACCGCCACAAUUAUAUGCUAGCUCUGAAAAACAGAGACAGCAAGAUGCUCUACAAAGCAUGUAUAUUGGAGGCAUUUCCCGUCAUAUCAUUGCGCCUAAUGAGCUUACACAAGCGAUUGAACAAGAAGCAGAGGAGUUGCGACGAAAACAAGCCCAAGAAAAGGAGGCCCAAAAGAAUCGCCCUACGUCUAUAAUCAAGAAACCAAAUCAGCUCUCACCAUUGCAUCUAGCUCUCUCAACCGUAUCAGAAUCAGAAUCUACAGAUGCAGGAUCAUGCACGACCUCGACUGCGGAUACUAGCCAGGUCACAUCACCUAUAGAAGAAGGACAGAGCAGAGAAGCUGAAGAGGGUGAGCGCAUUAUCAGUUGUCAGGAGCAGCUGGCCUGCGGUGCCACAUCACCUUCGGAGAUCUCAUCGAUUUUGCAGUCUCAGCAGAGCCCUAUCUCGGCGGUUAUCCCGGCUCCACCUUCAUAUUCACUUGGAAAACCUCUAUCAGAUUCGGUUACUGUGGAGCAGUUUCAUCGUGACUCUAGUGCAACUAGUGCUGGAAGCGAUACUAGCAGCAAUGUGACUAAUACGACCAGAGGUCCAUAUUCGAACUCAAAUUCAAUAACCUCAUCGCCUUCAUGGGCCAGAAAUCAGUUCUUAGGGGCUCCCAGCUCGUUCUCUCAACCAUAUUAUCAGCAGCAGCAGCAAUCAAAGCACACUGCAUCAUCGCCAACACUCUUUUCUAUGGAUAGUUUUUUGACCACCUCCUUGCCACCACCCAAGCGCCACGGAAACAAGCAUUCACAAAGAUUUCAUGGACUUAAUGCCAAUUCGAAUGGGCGAUUCAACUCACAGCGAUCAAAACUUCCAAGGCGUAGCUCGGCCUCUGCAGCUAUUACGAUUUCACCAUCAUUGUCUCCAGCAAAAGAGGAUGAAUCAGCUAAUCCUUUCGAUGUUGCUACCACUACUGCUUUUACUCCAGCUAUGGUAACGAGACCAAGCUAUCUUGCAAGGAGGCAAUCAUCAUCGCCUGUAUUGAUCCGGUUGAAUGUACAAGGAGGUCAAAACACUAUUUCACCUUUGAUUGACAGUGGCGCCACGCCAACGUUUACGGGAGACCAGCCUUCGAAUGAUGUCAGUCGUCCAGGCUUAUCCCCUCUUGCCUCACCCUCAGGAUCCUCCUUUUCAACGUCAACAGUCUCUUCGUUGUGCUCGUUUGUGGCUUCGCGCCGCGACAGCUAUCCUCAUGGAGCUGAGGAUGUACAUCUACUCUCGGUCCCAAACACCCCUCUGGUGUCUCCGUCGUCGGAGGUACCUCGUUAUACGCCUCGGAACAUGACAUUUAAAUCUAUCUCAUCGCCUUUGGCCGCUUCCACUCCUGUUGAUGGUACACCGUUACAUUCUCCCAUAGAAUCCACAGUCACUGCUGGUGUCCUCCAAGCGGAAUUCCUUGCUACAGCUGCCACUGCCGAUAUCGCUAUGAAUGCCCAACAAGGCCUGCAACACGAGCAAAAAGUUAGUGAAGUCCCAUCUGUGGUAGUAAAUAGCCCACAAGGCGUUGUUAAGAUCAAGAACAUGGGCCCUAAAAGACCCAUACUACAAUCUACACAGUCGUUUGUUUUUCCAGCGCCCUCCACAAAGGCGAAUGGUAUUGAAUCAAAGACUCAUGAAGGAACUGAUGCACAUUCUAAGCGCAGGUCAUCGGUUUGUUCCUGUGUAGAUGGUGACAACCACUCGUAUAGUGCUUCCUCAUCUGAUGCGUCCUCAUUUACGCACAGCGAUGAUGAUGAUGAAGAAGAAGAAGGCCAGGAUGAUAAUAACCAACCACAGUACCAUCACCGCCACCAUCAUGGAUCUUACCAUCCUUAUCGUCGUAGAUUGAGCGGACAACAGCAUGGCGUUUCUGAACGUAUGCUCUCUGGAUCGCCACCUGUCAUGAAUUCUGCAUUGCAUGCUGUAGCGGCAUUAGAUCUUUAUCCUGGUUUGCGCAAGCUUUCACUCUUUACGGCUGCAUUAGGAGAUCAUCCGCCGCCUCCCUUGAUCAGCUCGCGUAAAGGAAGUGCGGGAUCUGCAAUGACAAUAAGCACAGAAGAUGAAGAUGCUGAAAGCGUAACAGACCUUCAUCAUGAUGAGGAUUGGGCAGGUAAUUUGAAGAGUAUUCGAAAGUUAAGGGAGCCUUCAUCUUCUAUCAGUGCUGGUGCUGGCGCUUCAAGCGGAUCUUCCGCUGCUGCAUUUUUGUAUCACCGCCGGACCAGCCUUCCAGGAACACCUUCGCCAUUGCAGUUCCAAUCUAAGAUGGAUGACGCUGUGGAUGUAUCAAUAGCAGCAGCACCACCAGUGCCUCCAAUGCCAUCAAUGUCGACAACGGUACGGGCACCUCAGAUCCAAAUGGAUACGGUGCAAACGGUAACACAAACACAGGCACAAGCACAAAACCAACUAGGGCUGACAUCGACACCGUUGGCAUCGUUACCGCCGUUGCCACCAUCAGAGCCAUCCACCCCAGUUUCGCCAGUGUUUGCUCAACAAACACCUCCACUAUCGACAUCAACAACAUCUUUAUCCUCACUAGGAUUAGGACUUGGACUCGGACUCGAAUCUUCGCCUUUACCGGCGUCUUCAUCCACGAAUAAAUCGUCUGGUGCAGAUGGAAGUACACCGCCCGUCAUUCCUCGAAGAUCUCCCUAUAGAAGCGCACCUACAUCGCCGACAACAUUGAGAUCGCCGCGUUCUCACCAGCAACUCUCUACGAUCGCUCGAGAUCUCAUGUAGCUAAAGCUUUUUUUUAUUAGUUAUAUAUUGCAU
Molecule: messenger RNA, 6446 nt
Organism: Lobosporangium transversale
Lineage: Eukaryota; Fungi; Mortierellomycota; Mortierellomycetes; Mortierellales; Mortierellaceae
Exons: 3
Coding region: 468-6413 (1981 amino acids)
Source: RefSeq, a predicted model, not a curated record